UGUCAUGUCUUGGUUCUGAAACAAGAAACUGUGAAGAAAAAGAAAGAGAAAAAAAAAAUCACACUUUUUUGGGAAAAAGGUCCAAAUUUACAUUAAGAAAAAAGGUUUUUUCUUUUUGCCAUUUUUGGAUUCUGGUGGUUUUCAAAAAAACAAAGAUCACGAGUGUCACUUGUGUUUCUCUGUAACCGUUUCAUUUGCUGAAUUCAAUUGCAGAGACAGAAGAAAAAAAGACAGAACAUAACCCAAAAGAUUCAAUUGUUUUGCUCUCUUCUUCUUCUACUCCUUCAUUGAGAAUCUUCACAAACAGAAAAAAAAAAUGGAUUCUGAUCUUUAUAUCUUUGAUGGGUCUUCUUCUUCUUCCUCAAUUUGCCACAGUACUGAUCCUGAUAUGUUUUCUUCAGACACAACAACAACAACAGAUCUCUUCUGCAACAAUCCUUAUCUCAAUCCAUUAAUGGAUGAUCAUCAAUCUCUCAGUUUCUUUGAAAGUUUUACCCCAACGAGUCAUCAUCUCCUCUCUUCUUCUCCACCAAUCUCUCAGCUCCAAACCUUAACUCUCUCUCACACAAACAGUUUCCCCAAUUUCUCCGGUUUCGAAAACUUCGACGCCGUCAAAACAGAGCAGCUCUUGUUUAAUUCUCCCUUUGAUGCUCCAAUCAUGGAAGAUUCCUCCAAUUUCCAGAAUCAGAAUUUGUUAAACUCGCCGGAAGAUUCCUUCUUCUCCUGUCACAUGCGACGAGUUUAUAGCACCGGAGAUUUGCAGAAUUUAGGAAGGGAUUUUACGGGACAGAGAUCAUACUCGAGUCCUUUGGCGGCGGAGAGUUCAUCAACGACGGUUUUUUCCGGCGAAGAACAAAGCUUGAGGGUAGGGCGUUACAGUUCCGAAGAACGUAAAGAGAAGAUUUCUAAGUAUAGGGCUAAACGAACACAGAGAAACUUCACCAAAACCAUUAAGUAUGCAUGCCGGAAAACGUUGGCGGACAACAGACCAAGAGUACGUGGCAGAUUUGCAAGAAACGACGAAGUUUUUGAGAACCCCAAGAUUGCUUCUUCCUUCACUAGACAAGAAAACGACGACGACCUUUGGAAUUUGGAUGGGUUGCAUGAGGAAGAAGAAGCUUGUGUGGACUUAGUGGAAUGUCAGUCUCAGUCUCAGUCUCAGUCUCAGCCUCAGUUGCAAAUGCAAUACAUGACAAAUUCGUACUGGUGAAAUUAAAGUCUCUGUUUGAGAAGGAAGAGAUUAAUAUUUUUCCCAUUUAGUUUUAAUAUGCAGACGAAUCGAAUCAAAUCAUAUUAUAUUAGCAAUGCAUUGUAGUUUAAUGGUUGGAUUUACCAUGAAGUUAAGUAAUCAUAAGUCGGAUAUUUGCACUGUAUACGUUUUUAAUGACAUAAAGAGAUUAGUCAGAAAGAUUUGGG
This is a messenger RNA of Arabidopsis lyrata subsp. lyrata, 1416 nucleotides long. Its product is annotated as two-component response regulator-like APRR7. Gene Ontology annotation, biological process: regulation of flower development. The coding region runs from base 317 to 1210 and encodes 297 amino acids. Gene Ontology annotation, molecular function: protein binding. The record is from RefSeq and is a predicted model, not a curated record. Gene Ontology annotation, cellular component: nucleus. Lineage: Eukaryota; Viridiplantae; Streptophyta; Magnoliopsida; Brassicales; Brassicaceae. The transcript has 4 exons.